Molecule: messenger RNA, 2711 nt
Organism: Austrofundulus limnaeus
Lineage: Eukaryota; Metazoa; Chordata; Actinopteri; Cyprinodontiformes; Rivulidae
Gene: pafah1b1b
Product: platelet-activating factor acetylhydrolase 1b, regulatory subunit 1b
Exons: 11
Coding region: 389-1621 (410 amino acids)
Molecular function (GO): protein binding
Source: RefSeq, a predicted model, not a curated record
UUCAAACGUGACCGCUAGCUGGAGCCGGGGCGAAUGCGGUGGAACGAGCGGAGAAAAUCUGCCUGUCUGUGCCGGGUGAUGUGAGAAGUCAUCCGAACUGAAGCUUCCCAGUUGUGCGCCUUGGCCUGUCACGGGAAUAUAUGUUUCAUCAUGUAUAUAAUGGUGAUGGACACGUUGCAUUAACGAGUGGCAUUUGGACCUGUGCGAACGCUUGUGGAGCCUCAUCCUGGUGAUCAGUCGUCUCUUCAGUUCCCAGCCUCCUGCGAGACUCUUCCUUCACCACCUCCGAGCCUCCAACAGAUCGUUCUCGUCACCAGGCACUUCCCCAUCAGACGCCCCGACAUCGCCUCAUCCCCACCUCCCUGAGAGGGAGCGAACAGCAGCCGCCAUGGUGCUGUCACAGAGACAACGAGAUGAACUAAAUCGUGCUAUAGCUGACUAUCUACGUUCCAAUGGAUACGAGGAAGCUUAUUCUACUUUCAAGAAAGAAGCAGAAUUAGAUAUAAAUGAAGAGGUAGAUAAGAAGUAUGCUGGGCUUUUGGAAAAGAAAUGGACCUCUGUUAUCAGACUACAGAAGAAGGUGAUGGAGUUGGAAUCGAAGCUGAAUGAGGUGAAGGAGGACAUGACGUACGGAGGACCUGUGGGUCAGAAGAGGGACCCUAAGGAGUGGAUCCCCCGCCCACCGGAGAGAUACGCCCUGAGUGGGCACCGUGCUCCAGUCACACGGGUCAUAUUCCACCCUGUGUUCAAUGUCAUGGUCACAGCCUCUGAGGAUGCUACCAUCAAGGUGUGGGACUAUGAGGCAGGGGACUUUGAGCGGACCCUCAAAGGCCACACAGACUCUGUACAGGACGUCUCGUUUGACCAUACAGGGAAGCUGCUGGCUUCAUGUUCGGCCGACAUGAGCAUCAAGCUUUGGGACUUUCAGGGGUUUGAAUGCAUCCGAACAAUGCACGGUCAUGAUCACAAUGUGUCAUCUGUAGCCAUCAUGCCAAACGGUGACCACAUAGUGUCUGCCUCCAGAGACAAGACCAUCAAGAUGUGGGAGGUGGCUACUGGGUACUGUGUAAAGACAUUUACAGGCCACAGGGAGUGGGUGAGGAUGGUUCGUCCAAACCAAGACGGUUCAUUGAUCGCUAGCUGCUCUAACGACCAGACGGUGCGCGUUUGGGUGGUCGCUUCGAAGGAGUGCAAAGCUGAGCUGCGGGAGCAUGAACAUGUGGUAGAGUGUAUUUCCUGGGCACCUGACAGCGCUCACCCCACCAUCCUGGAUGCCACAGGCGUAGAGAACAAAAAGAGUGGAAAGUCCGGUCCCUUCCUUCUGUCCGGUUCUAGAGAUAAAACGAUUAAGAUGUGGGACGUCAGCACGGGGAUCUGCCUCAUGACUCUGGUGGGACAUGACAACUGGGUGCGUGGGGUGCUGUUUCACCCUGGAGGACGGUUUGUAGUGAGCUGCGCUGAUGAUAAAACCCUGAGGAUCUGGGACUACAAGAACAAACGCUGCAUGAAGACUUUGUCUGCCCACGAACACUUUGUUACUUCUCUGGAUUUCCACAAGUCUGCUCCCUACGUGGUCACAGGCAGCGUUGAUCAGACAGUGAAAGUCUGGGAGUGUCGCUGAGACUGCCUCCACCUCUCAUCCUGCCCUGCUUCUACCAAUUCCAMGAAGAAAAAGAAAAAACGCCCCAUCCACAUGCUUCCCAGCAGCUUUCUCCUUCUGUCCUGAUGCCCCUCCCACAGCCCCGCCUCCUGCUCUCCAAACCAUAGUUGACCAAGACGUUCCUCCUUGUCCCCCUCUCCUCUCCUCUCUCCUCCCUACAUCUUUCCAGCCCUAUUAAGAUGACUAUUGUCCUUUUUGUGUAAAUUAUUCUGGAUGUAGGGUACGCUUAAUAAAUGUCACACAACCUCUGACACACAAACACUCGAAACGAUGAGAAGCAGCUUUGCAUGGUGAUUCCAACGACAAACACUCUUUAAGUCUGCGAAAUAAACAUACUGUCGUCAUAACUUCCCAUUGAGUCAAAGGGUAAAUAUUAUACAACAAACUGAUCGCACCCCUUCCUGAAGUGGGGGUUGGUUAGGCUGUUUAGUUAUGUUGUGCUUCAUGCCUCCAUUUUUUUUUUUUCUUGGGGGGGUGAAGUGCCCCAAAAAAAAUCUGUCCAGAAGAGGGUGAAGAAAAACCAGAAUUAAGCAGCUUCUUAGCUGAAUCACGAGGUUCUGUGGGUGAGUGCAUGUGUACAUGUGUGUGUACGUUGUGUGAGUGUGUGUGCCGACAGGAGAAUCUAUCCACUACCUCUCUGCUCUGAUGGUGAGAUGAGAGAGUGCUGGCAAAGCUUCUCGCCUACCGUGUCCUUUCAUAACUUCAUCUCUUUUAACAAGGUUGUGUUCUAGACUCUCACUGGAUCGUAGUGAUCUGUACGCUGCUGUGAGCACAGACACGAGCCCCUGAAGUCUGAUUUAUAGAGGGGAAUCGUUUCACCUUUUUAUGAGGUUUGUGUGUGUGUGUGUCGCUCUAGACAAACUCUUGCUCGCUAUCUUUGCCUUGUUAACCCAUCCAGGGCUCCUCAGACGGGAUUUUUAUUCAGCUUUCUGUGGUCUCACUGCUCUCUACACACACUCAAACACUCACGCACAGUAAAAGUUGUGUAUCAUAUAUAUCUGGAUGUCAUUGUUUGCAGCGUAAUGAAAUAAAAAAAAGUCUGUAAAUAUAA